This is a messenger RNA of Malassezia restricta, 645 nucleotides long. Its product is annotated as phosphatase with a broad substrate specificity. The transcript has a single exon. The coding region runs from base 1 to 645 and encodes 214 amino acids. The record is from RefSeq and is a predicted model, not a curated record. Gene Ontology annotation, biological process: fructose 2,6-bisphosphate metabolic process; regulation of pentose-phosphate shunt; negative regulation of programmed cell death. Lineage: Eukaryota; Fungi; Basidiomycota; Malasseziomycetes; Malasseziales; Malasseziaceae. Gene Ontology annotation, molecular function: fructose-2,6-bisphosphate 2-phosphatase activity. Gene Ontology annotation, cellular component: cytosol.
AUGUCACACAGCCGCAUCUUGAUUGUACGGCAUGGUGAGACCAAUGAAAAUGUGCAGGGUAUUGUACAAGGCCAGCUAGAUACUAUGCUGAACGAGAUCGGGUAUGAGCAGGCACAUAAAACGGGCAUGGCGCUGCGCCAUGAGCCACUUUCGCGCAUUAUCACGAGUCCGCUGAAACGCACGCUGCACACCGCAGAAGCCAUCGCAUCGUUCCAUCCCGGUAUACAGGUCGAACUCGAUGCACGACUGAAAGAACGCUACUUUGGAGAAAUAGAAGGGCGCGCCUUCGAGAGUCCAGCACAUUGGCCAGCACAUGCAGAGGGCAUGGAACCUCGCGAUCAGCUACGAGACCGCCUGGCAUCCAUGUGGGAAGACUUGAAGCGCGACGCUCAAGCCAGGCCCUCUAUCAUUGUGCUCGUAAGUCAUGGAGGUGCGAUAAGUUCUCUCAUCCACCAUGUGAUCGUGCGAUCAGGUGACGCUGUAUUUGCCCCAUCUAUUACCCCCCAUCGCUGCUGGAAUUGCAGCAUCUCCGACAUUCAUCUGCCUGCCGAUGCCCCAGGCGUCAUUGUGCGCUGGGCUGACGUCUCGCACCUCGAAGAUGCCGCACACAAGGUGGUCAAUGUAGACGAAAAUUUUACCGCAUAG